GUCUGGAGCCCCGAUAUCGAGCAGAGCUUCCAGGAGGCUCUCGCCAUCUAUCCACCAUGCGGACGCCGCAAAAUCAUCCUUUCCGACGAGGGCAAGAUGUACGGACGCAAUGAGCUGAUUGCAAGGUACAUCAAGCUGCGGACGGGCAAGACGCGGACACGGAAGCAGGUCUCCAGCCACAUCCAGGUGCUUGCCCGGAGAAAAGCUAGGGAGAUUCAGUCGAAGCUAAAGGAUACUGCAGCCAAGGAGAAGGCCCUGCAAUCACUCACAUCAUUGUCCUCAGCACAAAUUGUGUCAGCGACUGCAAUGCAAAACAAAGCUGGACUAGCAGCAUUAGUUCCGCCGGUUACCUACACAGGAGCACCUUGGACAAGACAAGGUGCAAAACUUGGCAGCAAUUACACUAUGUUCUGGCAACCUACAAUUGGUCAGCCUGGAACUUCAGAAGAUGUGAAGCCAUUUGCAGCGCAGCCCUACUCCCUGCAGACCCCCAAGGCCCCCCCCUCGGGAGCGGCGGUGGACCUGCUACCGCACUCGGCAAUCCCUCCGUCCUGGGAGGGCCGCUCUAUUGCUACGCACAAGCUGCGCCUCGUCGAGUUUUCUGCCUUUAUGGAGCAGCAGCAAGACGCUGACACAUGUAACAAGCACCUUUUUGUUCACAUAGGUGGACCCCCAACAUAUUCAGAUCCACUUUUAGAGGCUGUCGAUAUCAGGCAAAUUUAUGACAAGUUUCCUGAGAAAAAGGGGGGCCUUAAGGAAUUGUAUGACAAGGGACCUCAAGAUGCCUUCUUUCUUGUCAAGUUCUGGGCUGAUCUCAACACCAGCAUUCAAGAUGAGGCUGGUGUAUUUUACGGCGUUACUAGUCAGUAUGAAAGUAACGAAAAUAUGACAAUAACCUGCUCUACCAAAGUUUGUUCAUUUGGAAAGCAAGUUGUUGAAAAGGUUGAGACCGAGUAUGCAAGGUUUGAAAAUGGUAGAUUUGUGUACAGGAUUCAUCGCUCCCCCAUGUGCGAAUACAUGAUAAACUUCAUCCACAAGCUGAAACAUCUUCCAGAAAAGUACAUGAUGAAUAGUGUGCUGGAAAACUUCACAAUACUUCAAGUGGUUACCAAUCGUGACACUCAAGAGACACUGCUGUGCAUUGCCUAUGUAUUUGAAGUCUCAACGAGCGUCCACGGGGCUCAGCAUCACAUCUAUCGCCUUGUCAAAGACUGAGGACAGUUGGUGCAGACUCCAACCUCUGUCAUCAGGAUGCCUCUUAGUGCCUCAUCCAACAUGCAAAUCACAUGGAAACAGAUGAACAUUUGUACAUAUAUGCCAAAACCCACCUCACUACCUUACAAACCAUGUGGGACUGUACGCCGUAAGGCUGCUCUUGUCUUUCGCUCUGGAUGCUUAGCAACCAUGGGCUUCACUUGGUGCGUGCAUGUCAGGAUGCAUUGUGUUAUGUGUAUAUCUCUGUUUCUGCAUAGCUUUGGACAUGGCUGAAUGUAUAGCUCUCAACCAACAAAAAGAGAUAGUGAUACAUAGGAGGCAGUGAUCAAUUAAGAUUUCUAAAAUGGAAGAUGUUGCCUUGAAGCAAUAGUAAAUACAGUACCACCUAGUCAUUUUGCAUUUGGCUUCAUGGAUUACAAACUUCAAAUAAAGUAGUUGAGGAGAAGCAGGCUAAGAUCAAAGGCACACAACAUUUCUAGACUUCAUGUUGAUAAAUUCUUACAAGCCACAAGGUUACAUCAAUUGAAUAUAUUGGACAUUUUGGAUCGGUAAUUGUGUUACGCAUUAAACAUGAGAAAGUGGAGCAUGUUAGUCCCAUAAGUUCUGAGGUUAACAUUUUAUGGUCCCUUGCUACAUUGCUGAAAUCUCUCUAGCUGACCUGCAUCCAUACCAACAAUGCCUACAGCCAUGCCGCUUACGUUGCACUGCCUGCCUUCAAUUCUGAUAGCCGUUGAGUCUUUGUUGUGUUACCUUGCAACACGACUGUUGUCGUCCAUUUGUGCGCUGCCUUAAUGCAAGUAGUAAAUAAGGAGCUUUUAAACACUCUAAAGGCAAGUGCACUGUCACAGAAAGCUGCUUGAGUGUGGGGGAAUUAUGGAGCAUAGAUUGUUCCAGUUUUAUGCUAUUUUAGAUUAGUGUGGGAUAUGCAUGUAAGCAUUGCUCCAAAGCAAUGAUAUGUCAAAGGUGCAUUAUUGAAAAUGUAGAUAGUUUGCCGUGACUUUGUGUUUGUGCUCGUAGGCAAGUGGGUUGUGCUUACUUUUCUGUAUUCAUGUUGUUUGUUUUAGUGUGCCAUGAAAAGUAGAUACUCCUAAAUUGGACCACUGAAAAGACAUUUUCGUUUCCAUCUUGUAUCUUUCUAUCUAGCACUGCAGACUAUUGCAAGGUCUUGCACAAGGUUGUAGCAAAGCUUAUUUAUUUUGUGCUCGGCAGCUUACUGUUCUGAGGACGAGGACUACAUUGUUACAAAAAAAUUGUAACACUUUGUUUUGUGAAAUUACAUUUACUUUCUCUGUCCUUAAACAGCUGUCAUUACAUUUCCCUCCUUUGUCGGAUGGUGCUCAUCUCUUUUAAUUGCUGUGUCGAUGCUUGAAAUGGCUCACUAUGUUGGCAGUGCCAGGUGUUCCACAAAGCUUCUGUAUUGUGUAAAUGUUACUUUAAAGUAGCAAUAAUUCUACAAUGACAGUGGCAUAAAUGGCGGGUGCUUAGUAAAGCUGAGAAUGUUUAAAUAGUUAAGGCAGUUUUGCUUGUUGCAAGGCUACAAUUGAUUAUCCUUGGCUUUAGUGGAGUUUUUUUUUAAAAUCAUGCUUGAUGCAUUGUAGAGAGAGCGGGAGAUUCUUUCCAGUAUUUAAUAUGAAGCACUGUAAUUUUGCAGUAUCACGCAGUCAUCUAGUAUGCAAACCAAUCUUGUAUGCUAUAAAUAUACAACAGGGCAAUCUUUAUAUGGCAGGCAUCUUGCCAUUGAUCUCAUUCUCCUGGAUGCAGGAGGUCAGUACUCUUAACUUUUAAUAAGUGGUUUGCUUCAUUUCUUCAUGGUGUAGUUAUUCUAGAACAGCAUGACACAACAUUUUUCGAAGAAUUGUGGUGUCGUACACAAAUGGAAGUUUGAAGUCGUUGGACAAAUGGAAGUAGCAAUUACUUCAUAAUUCACAAAGCUAUCUUAUGCACAAGAAUAAUGUGAAAACCAAAAAACGAAGCAUGUUUAUUUUACAAUAGUAACUGAGACAGAAGAAGGGGCAAGGUAGAUGUACUUACCUCUUUGGAAUUGAUACUUAUUUUUCUAGAGAUUAGUGAUUUAGCAGUCUUUGAGCCUCUAACAUCGUGUACAGUUCUUGUGGCAAGCUGUACUUAACAAUGUCUUCAUUGCCUCAUGGUUACCGACACAUUUGCGCCACAGCAAACUUUUUUAAUGCUCCGCAGACAGCAGCCAUAGAUUAAAAGUCAGACAGGGGACAAACCUCGAGAUCUCUAGUUGCCGCAGUUGUCUUUCAUUGGUAGGGCAGAUUUUGGGAUGUUUCCAUGCUGUAUUUUAGGUUGCGCAAAGGAAAGUCCACACGGUCAUUGUAAAUUAUGUCGUGUUCCGUCUUUUACAGAAAAAAUCGACUUCUUUUUAAGCUUCGCUUUUAGUGGCUCAGUGUGCACAUCUUCUCUGUGCUGAAAUAUUUAACAUCUGCAUUGAUUGAUGAUGUGAACUUCGCAACUGAACCUAACUUCGUGCCAGUGAAGAUAUGUUGCUUAAGUUGCAUAUGUUAAGUUGCUUAAGCCUGCUACAUCUGAGAUCAACUGGUGAAGCAACAGACAGUGGAAACAUAUAUUCCUGAACAUUUCCCUUUACAUGUUAAAUUAGGCAGGUUCUGCAGAUGCAUCAUGGACACAAAUAAUCACAAGACGAGUGAUGCGGUUUUUAAGUCCAGUUGUUGGAUACUGGUGUCUUCUGUUCUGGAAUUGUCAAGCAUGUGUGUGCCCCAAAUGUAGCAGUCACCAUUAGCAAUUAUGUGUACCACAUUUCAUUUUGCAUUAUGCUUAUUGGUUCCUAAACUGUGGCAAUAAGUACGUAGAAGUCAUCCAUCGAAACUCCAUCCAAAGAGUAUUAAUGCCAAAUGACAAAGUGCCGUGCUAAGCCUCUCACCAUGUUCAUGUAGAUAGACAUCAACUGCGAUAUAUGAUUAUUGUAUUGUGCAAGUUUCAUCACUGCUGAAUGUAAAUGCCGUUUUUGUUUGUUUUCGAAAGGUCUUAUUUAAUGAUGACUGACUGAUGGCAGCAGACAAAGUGAUGCAUGAUAUGUUUAUGAUCAAGCAAAGUGUUUGCCAUGAUCUGCUGUUCGUAUACAAUAUAUAAAUAUAUGUAGAAACGUACAUAUAUUUAUAUAGGUAUAUUUAUCUUCAGAAGGCAAAUAAACUUUUCCCUAUGAAACACU
Molecule: messenger RNA, 4408 nt
Organism: Ornithodoros turicata
Lineage: Eukaryota; Metazoa; Arthropoda; Arachnida; Ixodida; Argasidae
Gene: scalloped
Product: transcriptional enhancer factor TEF-1-like
Exons: 11
Coding region: 97-1215 (372 amino acids)
Biological process (GO): regulation of transcription by RNA polymerase II; embryonic organ development; hippo signaling
Cellular component (GO): transcription regulator complex
Molecular function (GO): RNA polymerase II cis-regulatory region sequence-specific DNA binding; DNA-binding transcription factor activity, RNA polymerase II-specific
Source: RefSeq, a predicted model, not a curated record